Molecule: messenger RNA, 1040 nt
Organism: Meriones unguiculatus (Mongolian gerbil)
Lineage: Eukaryota; Metazoa; Chordata; Mammalia; Rodentia; Muridae
Product: seminal vesicle secretory protein 3A-like
Biological process (GO): sperm capacitation
Cellular component (GO): extracellular exosome
Source: RefSeq, a predicted model, not a curated record
UUUCUGGAAACAUCAUGUGAUGAUCUUGAAGUGACGAUAAAGAGUUUCUGGGACAUGUGGGGGUAAGACAAAGACUGCGCCAACAUCACUGUCUCUAGUCUCUAGGAAGAUUGAUAAUAUCUCCUACUGAGAAGAAGGGAGAAGCCAGCAUGCCAGAUAAGUAAGAACGGGUAAUGCCUUUUGUGACUUCAGCCACAUCUAUGCAGCCAGCAAAGAACAUAUAAGUGGGGAGAUCACCUGAGCUCUCAGUGAAGGCCCCUCCUGGAAAGAUGAAGGCCAUCUUCUUCAGCCUUUCUCUGCUCCUCCUUCUGGAGAAACAAGCAGUUGGGGUAGGAAUCUAUGGUGGGACAAAAGGACAUUAUCUAGUAAAAACAUCACCCCGACUUGUAUUUAUCCAAAAAGACAAUCUCCUUUAUGGGCAGAAAGAAGCACAGGAAGGUGUACCUGAAGAAAGCAUUAUUAUGCAAACCAAGCACAGUGCUUAUGGCCAGGAUGCUGAUGUUGAAGCUGACAUGGAAGAGACUCACAGUUUCCAGGGACAGAGAGAUUUAAAGGAAGACGUAGGUUGUAAUAAAGAAGACAAGAUGAUUCCAAAAACAUCCCAGAUUCAAUCCCAGUCACAAAUAAAAUCCCAAAUCCAACUAAAAUCUCAGGGAGCCCAACUGAAGUCUCAAACAAGCCAGCUAAAGACCCUAGGCCAGGUGAAGUCACAAAUCAAGCUGAAACCCCCGGCAGCCCCUUACCAAACAUCAGUAAGUCUCCAAGGAGCCGUUCUUCAUCAAAUCAAGGGCAAAGGAUAUGACCUGGGGAAAGACGUGGCUCAAGACUACCAGCAGCAGCACAGGAUGGUUCAGAGCCGCAAAAGAAAGCUUCGUAGGUCCUGGCAAGCAACAGAUUUCUUACCACAGCAGUCCUACCCCUAUGAUGGGUAUAUUGUGCAGCUUCAAGGACAAUUACAGGGUGGAGAUUAUUACACAAAAUCUUUCCACCAAGCUCAAGGAAUGUGCUACUGUCCAAAAGGAGGGUUAAUCCUAUAUUAA